GAAUAUGGAUGAACCUAAACCGGUUCUGCUCCACAAGCUGGAGGGGUCAACCAAUGAAAUACACGCUGCUAUUAUCAUUCCAGGAGAGAACGGGGUGAUAUCUGUGAGCGCUGACAGAUCUGUGCGCGUAUGGCAGCUGCGUGACAGCGGACAGUACUGGCCAAGUAUCUGUCACUAUAUGGGAGCUGCAGCAACAGCUCUUCAUUAUACACAUGAAACCAGGAAUUUGUUUGUUGGUUUGGAUACUGGUAGUAUUGAGGAAUUUACACUUUCUCCAGAUUAUAACAGGAUGGAGAGUGUACGUGUUUACAACGCGCACCAGAAUGCGCGAGUUUGUCGGAUACUGGUUGACCGGGAGAAUAGUUGGCUACUGUCCGGGGGCAGGGAUAAAUACUUUCACUUCCACUGCACUGUUACAGGGAAGAGACUUGGAGGAUAUCAGUGCAAUGCCUGGUGCACUUCUUUAGCUUACGAUACUGAUGCCAAAUAUGCUUUCGUAGGCGACUACAGUGGUAGUAUUACAGUUUGUAAACUAGAAACUUCAGGAGUUAAAUUCAUCACAUCUCUCAAGGGUCAGGCAGGAAGUAUCCGUUGUCUUGCCUGGGAUGGGACUAAGAACUGGCUGUAUUCAGGAAGCUUUGACAGUACAGUGUUUGUGUGGGAUAUAGCUAAAAUAAAUUUGAUAAAUCAAAUAAAUAUAAAGUUUUGUUCAAAUUAUUUUUCAGAAAUGUUUUUACCUUUUUUUAGAUUGCUAUCUUCUGGCGAGGAUGGGAAACUCGUUUGCUGGGACAUGUCUUUACAAAGACUUGAGACUCCUGACUGGGCUGAAUCUGACAACUGUCAACUCUGCAAUAGACCCUUCUUCUGGAACAUGAAGAGCAUGUAUGAACAGAAACAGAUAGGAUUGAGACAACAUCACUGCAGGAGAUGUGGAAAAGCUAUCUGUGAUAAUUGUUCAAGUAAACGCAGUAUUCUCCCAGCAAGGGGCCACGAAUACCCUGUUCGGGUGUGUGAGAACUGUUAUAUAAAUGUUCAACCGGUGGAGAAGAAAUCAAUGGCUAAUUUCUACGAAACCAGGGGUAUGGUAAGCUGGAUGGAUUAUGACGAGGAAAGGAAACUACUGCUGACAGUGUCUAGAGAUAACAUCAUGAAGAUCUGGAAUAUUGAAAAUAUUCUUCAGGUGGCCGUCUAUACCGGGCCAUAGCCCUCUCACCACGUGAUUGAUUCGCCGAUCCAUCAAGACCAGGAUCAAUCGAUCAAUCAAGACCAGGGUCAAUCGAUCAAUCAAGUCCAGAAUUUAUCGAAUCGGAGCCCGGAUGAAAACUCGACGCAAAGAGCCCGACCCCGAUCCCCUCAGAUAAAUUUCUCCUAAACGAUUUCUGGAUUCUAUUAAUGUCGUUAAAUCUAGUCCUGUCUAUCUUGGACAUGACUUAUAUGUCGUGUCUAUCUUGGUCACAUCUUAAACGUUGUGUCUAUUGUGGUCUCUGAUUAUAUAAUCGUGUCUAGUACUAAUGUAACCAACCAGAGUUAAAGUUAACCAAAUUGAUUAGUCCUAAUACCAAAAGCUCCGAUGUAUUCCUAACAUUAAAGGAACGGAAUGAAUCGCUUAUAUAAAACAAAAUUUUGAUUUGAUUUAAAGAAUUACCAUAUUUGUCACUUAGUGUAUUUCAAACCCCUGAUUAUACAUUAUACAACCUUGGUGGAUUGAGUAUACUUCAGUAACAAUGUUUAACUUAGUAAUGGAUGAGGAAAUUUAUUAAUUUCUAUUUGUAUAUUUUUAAAACAACUUUCUCUGAACCUUCUGUCAACUUAGGAGGUGGCUGUAUUCUCUUGAAAUAGGACACAAAAAACUCAAUAUUUAUGGUUUUCCAAAUAAAACUACAUUGGCAGGCUUUCAAAUUCCGUUAAAGCUGGAAAUAAUAACCAACCUUGAUUUGUUUUAUUUCUUAGUAAUUAAAGUUCCUAAAGCUCUUGUGGAUUAUUUUAGUUUUUAUCAAGUUUAGAAAGAAUUAAUUUUAAAAGCUCUGUGGAAAUGAAAAAAAAAUAAGAGCUACUCUUUACAGUUUAGUCAUACAAUAUUACAUUUUAGGCAUAUAAAGGGAGGGUUGAAUCAAAAUUAAUGCCUUGACCGAAAAUGUUUCCGGAAAAAAAUACAGAGCUUUCCUAGAAAAGAGAAGAAGAAUAAGCUAAAAGCUAAAUAAUUUUUCAAAAUUUGUUUUUUCCAAAAAACUUUCAAAAUACAUUUGUUGAUGAAAGCUUAAUUUCUGAUAGAAACUUGAAGGAAAAAUUUUCAGAGUUUUAAAAACUUUUGAUCUUGGCUUAAAAUAGAAAAUUGAGCAUAAGUCCUGACUCAGUCGCAUUAAUUCGGGGCUCCGCUGUAAAUCUUAAUUGUGUACAUUUGAAUUGUACAAUUUAAAAAUAUUUGUUCAAUUAUUAAAAAAAAAUUUAAGGAAUGCUAGAAACAAAAUAAUUACUACAAGCCUUAUUUAUUUACUUUAUGGUGAAAACAGUUCCUUUAGGAGACAAAGAUGUCAAAUAAACUCAAAAAAAAUUAUUAACUAAGUUUAAGAAAAUGCACUUGUUUUUCUCCAUUUCUUCUCCUCCGAAGUUUUCCAAAUUUAGAAAGUACCAACAGUGUUCUACACUUUCGUACAUUUUAUGUCUUGUCACUUACUGUACGGUCGGAUGUUAAAGAUUUAGGUGUAAUUAAUUUUUUUCGCAUUUAUUCAAAUGGAUUUUAAAUCCAAGUAAUUAAGAUUCAUUGACAUUACAUAAUAAUAUUUAUUCAAAUGGAUUUUUGAAAAACUCUUGUCCAAGUUUAUUAAAAUUAAUUGAUGUUACAAAAUGAUAUUUGGUUUAUGCUAACAGAUUUUGAUUAAACUC
Eurytemora carolleeae is the source of this 2883-nucleotide messenger RNA. RefSeq names its product WD repeat and FYVE domain-containing protein 2 (gene Wdfy2). The record is from RefSeq and is a predicted model, not a curated record. Bases 5 to 1204 code for a protein of 399 amino acids. The transcript has 16 exons. Gene Ontology annotation, molecular function: metal ion binding; protein binding. Lineage: Eukaryota; Metazoa; Arthropoda; Copepoda; Calanoida; Temoridae.